Molecule: messenger RNA, 1776 nt
Organism: Penicillium malachiteum
Lineage: Eukaryota; Fungi; Ascomycota; Eurotiomycetes; Eurotiales; Aspergillaceae
Product: MFS transporter
Exons: 3
Coding region: 1-1776 (591 amino acids)
Biological process (GO): transmembrane transport
Molecular function (GO): transmembrane transporter activity
Source: RefSeq, a predicted model, not a curated record
AUGUUUCAACGGCCAUCUUGUCUACAAGGCCGUCGCCAACGAAAUGGCACCGGGGAGGAUUGGUCUAAGUUUCCUAUUCGGCAAUUGUUCAUCUUAGCACUUGUCCGAAUUUGCGAACCAAUUGCUUUCAUGUCAAUUUUCCCGUACGUGUACCACAUGGUGGAAUCAUUCCAUGUGACCGACAACGAUCAAAAGAUUGCGCUUUACGCCGGGAUGAUUACUUCUGCUUUCACCUUUGCUGAAUUCUCAGCUGGCAUGUUUUGGGGACGAGUCAGUGAUUCGAUCGGCCGCAAGCCCGUGCUCAUUAUGGGAUUAAUCGGAACUGCGAUGAGCAUGGUGGCAUUUGGAUUUGCGCCCAAUCUAGCGACAGCGAUGAUCGCGCGAGCCCUGGGUGGUCUGCUGAAUGGCAACAUCGGAGUGCUUCAAACCACCGUUGCCGAGAUUGUGACGGUCAAAGAGCACCAACCACGAGCAUAUUCUAUCAUGCCCUUUGUAUGGUGCCUGGGAUCCAUCAUUGGUCCGGCUAUGGGCGGUGCUUUGGCCCAACCCUGCGACAACUACCCGGCCCUGUUUCAGCGUAACACGCUCUUUGACCGGUUCCCGUUCCUGCUGCCCAACCUGGUCUGCAUCGUUGUGCUUAUUUGCGGCAUCAUUGUCGGUUUCCUGUUUUUGGAGGAGACUCAUCCGGAGAAAAAGCACCGCCGUGACUAUGGUCGCGAAUUGGGCCACUGGCUCUCCAGCCAAUGCUGGCGUUCCCGUGUGCAACUUCCUGUUGAUUCCGAACCCUUGGACGAGUCCAAGUACUUUGUCUAUGGUGAUGUACCGCCUGAGUAUGAAAGUGCCGAAUCAUCGCCUUGCUUGCGCCCCGUGAGUGACGCCGGAUCAACGGAGUGUGACCUAGAGGGUCAGAAACCCCCGCCAAAGAUCAAGAUCUUUACUCGACAGGUCGUCUUCACUAUGAUUGCUUAUGGCAUUUUAGCCUACCACAGUGUGUCAUUUGAUCAAUUGAUGCCCGUGUUUCUCAGCACUCCCAAAUCGGACGACCCGAUUAUUUUACCGCUCAAAUUCACGGGUGGCUUGGGCCUUUCCACAAAGACGAUUGGCUUUAUGCUAGCUGUCCAAGGUGUUUACUCCAUGAUCGCCCAAUUGUGGCUGUUCCCAUUCGUCGUCAAGCACUUUGGCACCUUACGCACCUUUCGCUUUGUCUUGCUGGCAUGGCCACCCCUCUACUUGGCGGUGCCGUAUCUCAUCCUCUUGCCGACUAAGCUUCAGAUGCCAGCCGCAUAUGUUGCGCUGAUCAGCAAGAUCACCCUCCAUGUCAUCGCCUUCCCCGCAACUGCCAUCUUGCUCGCUAAUUCCGCCCCCUCUUCGAAAGUACUAGGCUCCAUCAAUGGAGCAGCUGCAUCCACCGCAAGCCUAAGUCGAGCUUUCGGUCCAACCAUCACUGGAUUUCUGCACUCCAAGGGUCUGCAGAGUGGAUACUCCGUGUUGGCAUGGUGGGCCUGUGGCUUUGUCUGCGUCAUUGGUGCCAUCGAAAGCUUCUGGAUGGAAGAGUCGGAAGAACCCGAACGCUUCAAGACUCGUGAGCCUGAAGUCAGCGAGGCGGAGUUGAAGCGAGAGGUGAUGUCCGAGGACUCCCUCGAAGAGGAAGAACAGCGAUUACUAUCUCUCCGCUCCAGCAUUGAUCAUGAGUAUGACAUUUCCAAUCUGGAUUUGGAUGCUAUCGAUCUUUCUCACCCUCCCUCUGACACAGCCCCCGCUUCCUUCCGCACCUAA